This is a messenger RNA of Coprinopsis cinerea okayama7#130, 387 nucleotides long. RefSeq lists its product as hypothetical. The record is from RefSeq and is a predicted model, not a curated record. Lineage: Eukaryota; Fungi; Basidiomycota; Agaricomycetes; Agaricales; Psathyrellaceae. The transcript has 5 exons. The coding region runs from base 1 to 387 and encodes 128 amino acids.
AUGUCGCGUGUCCUAUGCCAACGGUAUGCUGCUGCUGCUACUGCUGCAUUGACUGUAGACUGCUCUCUCUCCCCCACUGCUCAAUCUAAUACGACAUUCAAACGAUAUCCCGGUUUGGCUCUCGCGUGCGUCCACCAGUUCCACUCUUCGUCGAUCGGGCCCGGCGGCGAUUCGAAUUUUCUUCAAGUGUACUGCCAACGGGAAGUACUUGGGCAGUCGUGUUCGAUGAUCGACGUCGACCCAGGUGGGAGGGGAGGUGUAUGCUUCAGGAUUCUGGAAUCAGCGUAUGCGUGCCAGACGCCAUACAUAAAACGAACGGGAAAGAAGUCGAGUAAACUCGAAUUCCUAGAUAUUUUUAGGCGUACAUAUUGCGUACAUACCAUUUAA